AACAUAUAUUAAAGAAGAUGUCCAGUAGCAGAUACCUAAAAAAAACAAAAAAUAAUAGUAAUAAUAAUAGUACUAAUAAGCAAAGAAAUAGUAGUAUUUUUCCAUACUUGUUGGAUUUUGAAGUAUGACUGAUUCAACUACUUUAUCAGCAACAGGUAUCAGUUAACUCCAUCAGCAUAAUUCAUUCUCCUUGCGGGCGGGCUAGAUUCUAGAGGAGAUAUGUUGAUUAAUGGAUCCAAAAAAGGAGAAGAAGAAUGUUGUAAGCAUCGCGAGUUCAAGGUUGACCCAGCAAAUCUUCCAUCUUUGACUUGGCAGCGCAAGUUAAACUGUGAUGAUAUCUCCCUUUCAGAAUUCAAUCUUAAGCUGAAAGAAAUGGUCUCUAUGGCUCCAUUGGGUUUCCGUCUAUGGAGAUAUCUACAAGAAGAAAAAGCCAAAGGAAAGGAUGCUAUAUUUAUCAAUCCUUUCAUGAAAAGGGUCUACUCAUCAUGCCAAGGCGUUCCUAUUGGUGGAAUGGGUGCAGGAAGCAUAGGUAGAAGCUUCAAAGGUGAAUUUUUGCGCUGGCAAAUAUUUCCUAGGAUAUGUGAAGAUAAACCAGUUCUGGCAGACCAAUUUUCAAUAUUUGUUACACGUCCUAAUGGUGAAAAAUAUUCUACUGUGUUAUGCCCGAGAACUCCAAAUGAUUCGUCGGCUUCUGGAAUAGGAUCUUGGGACUGGAAUUUGGGUGGCCAAAAUUCUACAUAUCAUGCUCUUUAUCCAAGAGCAUGGACUGUAUAUGAUGGGGAACCUGAUCCAGCACUCAGGAUAGUAUGCCGUCAGAUCUCUCCUUUUAUCCCCCACAACUACAAAGAGAGCAGCUUACCUACAGCAGUCUUUACUUUCACGCUGCAUAACUUGGGAAAGACGUCUGCAGAUGUCACUUUAGUUUUCACCUUGGCAAAUUCUGCUGGUGGAGAUUCUGGAAUUUCUGGCCAUCAUUUCAAUUCAAAGUUUAGAACGGAAGAUGGAGUCCAUGGCGUACUCUUGCACCACAUGACUGGCAAAGAACUGCCUUCUGUAACUUUUGCAGUUGCAGCAGAGGAAAAUGAUGCAGUUCACAUCUCUGAGUGCCCUUUCUUUGUGAUAUCAGGAGACUCCCAAGGAAUUACAGCAAAAGAUAUGUGGGAUGAAGUAAAAAAGCAUGGAUCUUUUGACCACCUUCAAUCUGAGGAAAUGUCAAUGCCUUCUGAACCGGGAUCACUUAUUGGAGCGGCAGUUGCAGCCUCACUAACUAUUCCAGCAGAUGAUGUAAGAAGUGCGACAUUCUCAUUGGCAUGGGCCUGCCCUGAAAUUAAUUUUGCAAGUGGUAGAACUUAUCACAGGCGCUACACAAAGUUUUAUGGUACUAUGGGUCAUGCUGCUGCAAAAAUUGCACAUGAUGCUAUCCAAGAUCAUACUCAGUGGGAGUCACAAAUAGAAGAAUGGCAGAAAAUUAUUAUUGAAGACAAGAGGCUUCCCGAAUGGUACCCGAUAACUCUCUUCAAUGAGCUCUAUUAUUUAAAUGCAGGAGGGACAAUUUGGACUGAUGGAUUGCCACCCGUUCAAAGACGUUUAUCAACAAUUGAGAAAAAAUUUUCCAUAGAUAGAUCUAGUUCGGAUUUUAAGAGAAGUGCUGAUCCAACCCAUUCGGAUGACACUGCUGUUCUCAUUCUUGAAAGGAUGGGCUCAGUGCUUGAGGAACUUCAAACUCCUGCUUCUGUAAAUGCUGCUUUCGGAACAAAUCUUCUUCAGAAGGGAGAGGAAAAUGUAGGCCAGUUCCUCUACCUUGAAGGAAUUGAAUAUCACAUGUGUAACACAUAUGAUGUUCAUUUUUAUGCAUCGUUUGCUUUGACUAUGCUAUUCCCAAAACUUGAACUUAGUAUACAACGAGACUUUGCAGCUGCUGUGAUGAUGCAUGAUCCUGGUAAGAGAAUGCUCUUGGAAGAUGGAAUGUCAGCGACAAGGAAUGUUGUUGGCGCACUUCCUCAUGAUAUUGGAAUGGAUGAUCCAUGGUUUGAAGUAAAUUACUAUUGCCUGUAUAACACAGAUAGGUGGAAAGAUUUGAACCCAAAAUUUGUUCUUCAAGUUUACAGGGAUUUUGUUGCGACCGGUGACAAAAAGUUUGCUGAAGCUGUUUGGCCAUCUGUGUAUAUGGCAAUGGCUUUCAUGGAACAAUUUGAUAAGGAUGGGGAUGGGAUGAUAGAAAAUGAAGGAUUUCCUGAUCAGACAUAUGAUGUAUGGUCUGUCUCUGGUGUGAGUGCUUACUGUGGUGGCCUAUGGUUGGCAGCUUUGCAGGCUGCAUCAGCCCUAGCUCGAGAAGUUGGUGACAAGGGUUCUGAAGACUACUUUUGGUUUAAGUUCCAAAAAGCAAAGGAAGUUUAUCAAAAAUUGUGGAAUGGUUCUUACUUUAACUAUGACAAUAGUGGCAGUGCCGUAAGCUCAUCCAUUCAAGCUGAUCAAUUGGCUGGACAAUGGUAUGCUCGAGCAUGUGGUCUUCUACCAAUAGUUGAUGAAGAAAAAGCUAAAACUGCACUUGAGACAGUGUUCAAUUUCAAUGUCAUGAAGGUCAAGGAUGGGAGGCGAGGAGCAGUGAAUGGGAUGCGGCCCAAUGGAGAACCUGACUCAUCUAGUUUGCAGUCAAGGGAGAUAUGGUCUGGAGUUACAUAUGCUGUAGCUGCAGCCAUGAUUCAGGAAGACAUGGCGGAUACGGGAUUUAAAACUGCAGCUGGAGUCUAUGAAACCGUUUGGUCUGAAAAUGGCUUUGGCUAUGCUUUUCAGACCCCAGAAGGUUGGAACACAGAAGGCCGCUACAGAGCUCUGGGUUACAUGCGGCCUUUAGCAAUCUGGGCAAUGCAAUGGGCAUUAAACCCACCUAAGAUUCCUAAGCAAGAGAUGAAACCAGAAUUGGAGGCAGAUUCAUUAUCUAGGCAACAUGCUGGUUUUCAAACGGUAGCUCGUUUUCUAAAGCUGCCCAAAGAGAAAGAUGCUAGAAGUGUCUUUCAGGUCCUUUUUGAUUACACAUGUAAAAGAAUGACAGGCUAAUAGAGGCUUUCUGAAAAAGCCUGCAUUCUCAUAUACCAGAACAAAUAUUCUUGAUCCAAUUCCUUGUGCAUAGUAUUAUUGUUAUUCUUCUGAGUAAGGGGUGGAAAAAGUCAAGCUAGAAAUGAUGUAUCUGUUUGUACUUGAGACACAAUUCAUGUGGAAAGACAAUUGGCAACUUGUGUUGCACAAAAAGUGUUUUUUAUAUGUUUACAUACAUAGCGUUUUUCUAA
Messenger RNA from Capsicum annuum, 3287 nucleotides. Its product is annotated as non-lysosomal glucosylceramidase. Gene Ontology annotation, cellular component: membrane. The record is from RefSeq and is a predicted model, not a curated record. Lineage: Eukaryota; Viridiplantae; Streptophyta; Magnoliopsida; Solanales; Solanaceae. Gene Ontology annotation, biological process: carbohydrate metabolic process; glucosylceramide catabolic process. The transcript has 21 exons. The coding region runs from base 220 to 3057 and encodes 945 amino acids. Gene Ontology annotation, molecular function: beta-glucosidase activity; glucosylceramidase activity.